AUGUCAAGUGUUUGUCCGCAGGACGUCAUCGAGCUCCUGGAGAAGCGAGUCAAGUCUCGAUUCUCACACCGGCAGAUCUACAUGUUCAGCGGUCUCUCAUUCGAGCAGUACGUGGGUUUCUAUGCCUCGAGCCUCUCUCUCCCUGCCAGCUUUCCCGACAGAGCGUUCAGGAGCAGGUGGAAUGAACACGUCAAGAGUCUGUGUGCAGACGAGAGUGUGCUGGCUACACUACAGCGUCUCUAUGACAACAGUAGAGACGUUGGCGUCUUCCAUAGGCUGAUGCUGCUGCCGUUGAGCAAGGUGGAGGAGACGCAGCCGUACCCGCAGGCGGGUCAUGUCGUAGAGUCUGGGAGGAGGCUGAGCAUCGACACCAAGGCUGCGAUGCUGCACGAAUAUCAUAAGUUUGCCAUGAAGAGAUCUGCAGUGCAGAAGUAUAGUCGUGCCGUAGUGUUGAAGGCAUUCGAACACCUGCAGGCUCUAGAGUUUGUCGUUCCGACCACAGAGGGCAGCAGCGGUAACAUCCAGAAGGAAUACAAACUGAUGUCGUUGCUAGUGGAGCCUGGUCAGGUGGCGUCCACGCUACAGACGUACGCUGGCCUGCCCACCGAGAUACAGCAGUGGGCACAGAGCAGCAUUUGCUAG
Priapulus caudatus is the source of this 642-nucleotide messenger RNA. RefSeq names its product origin recognition complex subunit 4-like. Gene Ontology annotation, biological process: DNA replication; DNA replication initiation. The record is from RefSeq and is a predicted model, not a curated record. The transcript has 6 exons. The coding region runs from base 1 to 642 and encodes 213 amino acids. Gene Ontology annotation, cellular component: nuclear origin of replication recognition complex; nucleus. Gene Ontology annotation, molecular function: DNA replication origin binding. NCBI's taxonomy places the organism in Eukaryota, Metazoa, Priapulida, Priapulimorpha, Priapulimorphida, Priapulidae.